Scomber japonicus (chub mackerel) is the source of this 1643-nucleotide messenger RNA. It is a transcript of the gene fabp3, whose product is annotated as fatty acid binding protein 3, muscle and heart. The transcript is spliced from 4 exons. Gene Ontology annotation, molecular function: fatty acid binding. The coding region runs from base 143 to 544 and encodes 133 amino acids. The record is from RefSeq and is a predicted model, not a curated record. Gene Ontology annotation, cellular component: nucleus; cytosol. Gene Ontology annotation, biological process: fatty acid transport. Lineage: Eukaryota; Metazoa; Chordata; Actinopteri; Scombriformes; Scombridae.
CUCUCUCUCCCUCUCUCCCUCUCUCUCUCUCUCUCUGCCGCUCUCCCUCUUCUGUGGCUCCCUCGCUUUUCCAGCCUCACUCAGUCUCACACACCCUCACACACAGUCUCUCGCACCUUCAUUCCUCCACACCACUGCAGAUAUGGCCGAGUCUUUCGUUGGCACAUGGAACCUCAAGGAGUCCGAAAAAUUUGAUGAGUACAUGAAGGAGCUGGGUGUUGGUUUUGCUACACGUAAGGUGGGCAACCUGACCAAGCCCACCACUAUUAUCGCAGUGGACGGUGACAAGGUGACAGUGAAGACUCAGAGCACCAUUAAGAACACAGAGCUCAACUUCACGCUGGGAGAGGAGUUCGACGAGACCACCGCUGAUGACAGGAAGGUCAAGUCCCUUGUGACAAUAGAUGGUGGGAAGAUGGUGCACGUACAGAAGUGGGACGGCAAAGAGACCAGUCUGGUCCGGGAAGUCAGCGGAAACGCUCUCACACUGACACUCACAAUGGGAAAUGUCGUAUGCACACGUCGCUACGAGAAGGCAGAGUAAAACAACACUGAGCCCCCUCCCCUCUCCAACUUACAUCAGCUGAAGCCCUCCACCCCCUAACUACUAUAACACCAUCUCAGAGCCACACUAAGCAAACCCCGUGUAAGGGUGUUGAUUCCUUCAAUGUUCCUUCUUCCUCUAUGUUCAGUAUUAACGUUACUGUUGACUGUGGCCCCUUCCCUACAGCCACCUUUUCUCCCUUUCUUUCUCUUUAUACUGUUGUUCAUUCUACUGUAAGAAACACUGAAUAAAUUCCAAUGAUUUGUUGUUGUUUUCUCUCAAGGGGCCACAUGCGUAAAACUCUGUAUAUUCAUGACUAAAUCUGUGUGUGCGCACAAAACCACAAACACGCAUACGCAUUCUUUUCUUUACGCAUGCUUGUGUUUUAUAAAGCUCAGUCAUCGAGGGCGCAUGUGCACAAGCCUCAUUUUCCACUCUCACAAUUAGUCAUCAUAAGUGGAUUAAGACACACCUUUUAACCAACUGUUUUCAUAUCAACAUGCUCCACCUCUUUACAAAUGAGAAAGGAGAUGUGUAGUUUCAGAUUGUGUUUCGUUGGUGAGGUUCUGCAACAGCUCAACAGCUGUCAUAACCCAUGACCAUUAUGCACAGCUGUGUGGUUCUUAUAGCGUCCAUAUGGACCUGUAAACCAUCUCAGAAAUGUGAUCUGUGAUCUGUUUACGGCUCUCAUAUCUGAACCGAUUUUACACGGUGUGUCACGACUAUAGAUAAAAUAAAAGGAAUAUAAACAGCAAAAUACAAUGUUGGCAAUGAGUGCAGCUGGUUGUCACUGGCGUCUCAUCAAGCUCAGAUUGCUUUAGAAAAACGUGUAUGUCUGGUCUGAAGAAUGUGUGAGGUGAGCACGCUUAGCUUUUAUAAAUACCAGUUUAUGUGCAGGAAUGGCGUAUGCAUGGUUUUUGUGCGUACUCAUUGUUUAUGCAUGUGGCUCCAGGAUUACUUUUUUUGUCUUAUUUAGAAAAUGAGAUAUGCAUGGUGCCAAUGAUGAGCCUGGAACAGUGUUUGUUUGACUUUUAAAGUUUGACUAUUGAGACCUUAAAAAUAACAAUAAAAAUGUCCUGUUGGACGAGAUGAAAAAAAA